Molecule: messenger RNA, 2259 nt
Organism: Naegleria gruberi
Lineage: Eukaryota; Heterolobosea; Eutetramitea; Acrasida; Naegleriidae
Exons: 3
Coding region: 1-2259 (752 amino acids)
Source: RefSeq, a predicted model, not a curated record
AUGCACUCACUUUCCAAUAAUCGGAAUUCUAAAACUCUAAACUCUAUACCUCCUACUGAAUUAACAUGUAAUAAUGAUUCAUCAUCUCCAUCAUCAUCACCCAAUAAUAAUAAUAAUAAUAACACUGUUGAAUCAACAAUAACACCAACUCGACAACGUUGUCUACCACCUGUUCCUCCAAAUAAUGUACAAAAACAAUCAUCUCCCCAACCUCCUCCUCCUCCUUUUAAUCGACAAUCACCUCCCCAACCUCCUAAACGAACAACCUCAACAAUGGAACAUUCAUCAUCUAUUAUUUCUGAUAAUAAUAUGAAUUCUGAAUCAACCAUUUAUGCUAACAAAUCAACAACAAAUAAUUCACCUCCUCAUCAACAAUAUCAUCAUCAUCGUACCUUACCAAUAAUUCCAAUUCGAAAUUAUCAUGAAAAUGAUAUUACACCUUCAACUCUUAAUCCUACUGUUGUUACUACUUUUCAAAAUCAUUCCAAUAACCAUAAUCACUCUGUUCCUGCAUUGCCAAUUAAAAAAGAUCCAAUGCAAGCAUCAACAUGGAUAAAAGGAUUACAAAUGGUUUCUGAUGAUUCAAGAGGACUUUUAUCUGCAUCAACUCUUGCCAAAACAACCAAUGUAAAUAAUCAAUCAUCUAAAAUUGAGGAAGAAAAGAGAACAUCUUUUGGAAACAAGAAGACUGAAAUAUCAAGUGACAAUACCAGAUACUUGCCACCACCAUUGAAAAUCAAUAGAAUGGAAUCACCUAAUAAUGAUGUAAAUAAUGAAUUGGCUAAACAAUUACAAAAAUUGAAAAGAACACCAGCAACACCAACUACCAGCUCUACUUCGAAUGGUGGCAGUGGGUCUAAUUCUUCAAGUAGACAUUCUAGUAUUGAGAUACAAAGAGGAAGUGACCCAGAAACAAGUGCAGAGAAGAAACUAUUUGAAGUUGUGGUAGUAGUCAAACUGAAACAAACAGACAAAUUGGAACCUUUCAUAGAUUAUGAAUUUCCACCACAAAAUGUCAGAAGUACAAAAGACUUGAAACUUGUCAUGUCAAUUCCAUUAUUUUGUUUUCCUGAUAUUGAUACUGUUAAGGAGGGGACUUCAUUAUCAGGUGGUGAUAAGAAAACAUAUAGCUUUGUCUUGACAGAAAUAGAUGGUACUAGAAAGUAUGGAUACUGCAGAAGAAUGCUUCCAAAAGGUACUGGGAAACGAUUGCCAGAAACUUACUGCAUCAUUUCUUCACACUCAUGUUUUGGAUUAUUCUCUACAAUACUCGAUAAUAUUGAAACAAGAAAUGAAAUUAAUAAUGUGGCCUGUUUCACUUUCCUUAAAAGUGUACUAGCUAAUCCAUUUCCAUCACCAGGUACCUGCACCAUUGUCAAGACAGUAAAUCCCAAGACAGGUCAACAGGAAGAAGUUAAAUUAUCUAGACCUAUUCUUGCUGAUCCAAUGUUGGAAUACAUUAAUUUCAACAUAUUAUUCGAGAGUCUUUCUGCUGACAAUAUAAUUACCAUGUUUGCAUUUUUAUUAAUGGAAAGAAGAAUGGUCAUAUUUUCAAAUGACAUUUCAAAAUUAUCUGCAUUUUGUCAGGCAAUGAUUAGUAUAUUGUAUCCUUUUACAUGGCAACAUGUGUUCAUUCCAGUUUUACCUCAAUCAUUGGUUGACUAUGUUUGUAGUCCUGUCCCAUUUGUCAUUGGUGUCCUCAGUAAUCACAAACCAUAUAUUGAGGAGCUGAAGAAGGAUGGACAAGUAGAAGCAGAAGUGCUCUACAUUGAUAUCGAUUCUGGAAAGGUUUCAGAACCUUCUACCCUCAAGGAUCAAAAGAAGAUACUACCAAGCAAUAAGGACUUGAUUAAAAAGUUGACAGCUAUCGCCAAGGAAAUCAAAAACUCAAAGAAUUCAAAUCAAGUAGCAAUGGCAAAAGACACAUUUUUAAUGUUCUUUGUUAAAUUAUUUGGAGAUUACAAGGCAUUUAUCAAGCCGAAUGCUGAAUUUAAUACUGAAAAGAAGAAGAAUACACCCGAGUGGAUAUUCGAUACCAAAGUGUUCUUGGACUAUAAGAAGAAGAAUAACAAGAAAAAGUAUGAAAAGUUCUUUAUCAACUUUACUCAAUGCCAAAUGUUCGAACGAUGGUCUGCUGAAAUAGCAAACCAAAGUCAAAACAAAUCUGCCACUACUGCUUCACUAGAUAAGGAACUUGGUUUGUUUGAACAACUUUCAGCCAUAUCUCAACAACAAUUACUUUUGGACAAAAAGAAAUAA